Messenger RNA from Salvia miltiorrhiza (redroot sage), 1397 nucleotides. RefSeq names its product vacuolar protein sorting-associated protein 32 homolog 2-like. The record is from RefSeq and is a predicted model, not a curated record. Gene Ontology annotation, cellular component: multivesicular body; cytoplasmic side of plasma membrane; ESCRT III complex. The transcript is spliced from 7 exons. The coding region runs from base 407 to 1066 and encodes 219 amino acids. Gene Ontology annotation, biological process: late endosome to vacuole transport via multivesicular body sorting pathway; vesicle budding from membrane. Lineage: Eukaryota; Viridiplantae; Streptophyta; Magnoliopsida; Lamiales; Lamiaceae.
GGAGAAUUUUUGAAAAAUAAAAGAGGAAUCAACUUUCUAAAGUGCUUGCCGUGUGGUCUCAAAUUCCCACCUUAUGAGUUAUGUAUGACUCGAAUUUUGUUGGUGUGCGAUAGCAGUUGUAAAAACAUCACCACUUUCCCAAACGCGCUUAAGUCAUUCCUAACCGACAACGUCUCUCUUUCUCUCUCGAUCAAUUCUCGAAUUCCUAUCGCUGAUUUUGAACUCCUAGCAGUCUUCUUCGAUUUCCCAGGUACUUACUAUCGUCUACUUUAUUUAUUUAUUCUUUUUCGCAGAAAGGUACAACUCUCAGAUGUUUCUUCCAUUUGGAAAUUGGUGGGGAAUUGUUAUCUGAAUUCUGAAGAACGAAUUUGAUUGAGUUUUGAAGUUUGAUCUGAUCGAGUCAAACAUGUUUUCUCGAAUUCUGGGAAAACCUAAGCAACAGUCUAAUAAUGCUCUCACCACGCUUGACAAAUUAAACGAGACUCUUGAGAUGCUCGAGAAGAAGGAAAGUUUGCUCCAGAAGAAGGCAUCUGCAGAGGUGGAGAAGGCCAAAGCAUAUACAAAAGCAAAGAACAAAAGAGCGGCCAUACAGUGUUUGAAGAGGAAAAGACUAUAUGAAGAACAGAUGGGGCAGCUGGCAAAUUUCCAACUGCGUGUCCAUGAUCAGAUGAUAUUACUGGAGGGUGCAAAAGCUACUACUGAUACUGUGGAUGCAUUAAGAAGUGGAGCAGCUGCUAUGAAAGCAAUGCAGAAAGCCACGAACAUUGAUGAUGUGGACAAGACAAUGGAUGAGAUAAACGAACAAACGGAGAACAUGAAGCAGAUACAGGAGGCAUUGGCUACACCUAUCGGUGCAGCUACUGACUUCGAUGAGGAUGAGUUAGAAGCUGAACUAGAAGAAUUGGAAGGUGCAGAGCUUGAGGAUCAGCUUCUUCAGCCUGCAAGCACAGCUCCUGCUGCUCAGGUGCAGGCUCCAGCUGGCAGAAUUCCUGCUCGGCCUGCACCUCAGAAACGUACAGAGGAAGAAGACGAGCUUGCUGCUUUGCAAGCAGAAAUGGCACUUUAAGCACUUUUCCAUCCAUCAUUGGACAUGUAACAACGCCUAUUCGCUGCUGCUUGGAAUUAAAAUUACUGUAUUAGGUAGUCAAUCGACCAUUCUACCCAGCGAUGAAACCCAGAUGCGUUUGGAUUUUGAAACUGGCUGGAAGUUGUAGCUCCAAUUUUAUCUAGUGUAUAUUAUCUGUUCCACGCUUUUGUAUGAUCUCACAGGAUGUAACAUGAAACAUGUGUUAGAAGUAGUGCAGUUUCUUUGGCAUUGUAAACGACACAGCAAUAUAUGGUCCUUGUAAAAUAAAUCUGUUUGGCCAGAGCGAAUAAAGAUUCACCCUUUUCUUUUC